This is a messenger RNA of Pocillopora meandrina, 15308 nucleotides long. The record is from the annotation of a GenBank genome assembly. NCBI's taxonomy places the organism in Eukaryota, Metazoa, Cnidaria, Anthozoa, Scleractinia, Pocilloporidae.
GUAGACAUUGAUGAAUGUACGGCGAAUUCCCACAACUGUCACUCCCACGCAACUUGCAACAAUACCCUCGGUUCUUUCAACUGUUCUUGCAACGAUGGGUAUUCUGGAGACGGUGUAACUUGUAAUGGUAAGAAAUGUCCAUAAGCUCUUAAAAAAAGAAAUAAAACGUGCGGCAGAAAAUAGCAGUACGAUCUCCUUGAUAAAAUGCUUUCAUCCAUAUUCCUUUCCAUAGCUUUAUUUCUUUUUCCUUCUUACAUCAACCACACUGCUUAGUCGCUGCAAGAGUGUGGGUCUAAAAUCGCUGAAUGGCUAAUUUCCAAUUUAACUUCUCCACACCGCAUCAAAACGUUAUGAGGAAAAAUGCUGAUAUGAAGGAAGAAAAAACAAAUUUUCAGACUUCAAACUAAAACAAAUGUUUGGCAGUAAAGAAAAUUGAUGUAGAAGUAAAUGGAAGUAAGGGGUUGGUUUACUGGACAAACUGAGAGUGAGGCUUAUCUUGAGAAUAGAAAAGCGAACCAUGGCAACAAGCAGAUAGGGAUUAAAAUUUUCCUGCAAUCAUCAACCGCUGAGCUCAUUGAUUUGAUGAUCGAAGGGAAAAUCAGCUCUUCUUACUGGGAAAAAAUUUUUUAUGAAGUCAAUAAAGAAGAACUCGUCGGUUGGCGAAAUAAUUACAAACCAAUUCAAGUACAAACAGAUCCGAUUUGUUUAGCCACAGAAUACACCAUAUCUUGGUGUUCAGCAUAGUAGAAGUUUCUUCAACACAACUGACACGCGAAUGAUAAUUUUAUCAAUCACGCUAUGUUUCUUCAUCUCCUUCUUAUCAUCAUCAUUUCACUGAGAAACGCUCGAAAUAAAUAUUUAUGUCAAUAUCUCUUGUGAUGAUCUCAGAUAUCGAUGAAUGCACAAACCACACUCAUGACUGUCACCAAGCGGCAAAUUGUACCAACACUGAUGGUGCGUUUACUUGCAGCUGCAAGGAAGGAUUCUCGGGGGAUGGUCGACAGUGUACAGGUGUAAUAACUCUACGUUCUCUAAGUGAAAGGCCAAUUAGAUAAUUUGCAAUACAAUAAAUAUUACUUUUAAAGAGGAUUAUCAUGGAAAAAAUAUUCCUUUUGGUGAGCUGUCCUAAGACCUUGCACUUGGUGUCAGUAACACCAAAUUCGAAAAACUUUUCGUAAAACCGCCCUUUUGCGUUUCUGUUGUUUAGAACGCACCAUGGACAUUUUCGCUCAGGACGGUGAUCCAAAGAGUCAAAAACAAUUUCAUGGGACAGUUUGCAACGUUUUAAAUACUCUAAAAGCAUCUUAAGUUAUGUACACGAAUUAAUGCCAUAUUUGACUAUUGCAGAUAUUGAUGAAUGCACAGCUGCAACUCCCAACUGUCAUUCGAAAGCGAAUUGUUCUAACACUCUAGGUUCUUUCGUCUGUGCCUGUUUUCAAGGAUAUUCAGGAGAUGGUGUUAAUUGUACCGGUGAGAUGGUUUCUUCAAAGCUGAUCUUAAGCUUGAUGCAUGUUUGUCGUGCGUUGCUGUAAGGUAUUUACACUUUGCGAAUCGCCCGGGACGUCCACGAUUAAUUCAAUUGUGCAAGUAUUGUGCAUGUCGCUACAGUCGAAACUGCAUUCAACAACACAGUGUUAAGCGGUCUUUUGUCAAAGUCCCGAAAAUUUUACUCCUCAAUUACUGUUAUUUUAACCUCUGUUAAGCGGUCACCUCUGUGAACUCAGUCCCAAAAGCCUUUUUGUAUUGUUCUCCACCAGUCAAAUAAAACUAAGAGUAAUCAAUGAAUAGAGGAUGUCAGUUUCUAUAGAAACUGUGGUGCUGCGUCGGUGGGAGGGUAUAACAGGGUAAUUUGGUAUUAUCAACUGAUUUGAAAACUUAAAUUGACCACCGUGAAGAGUUUCAAAGCUGACGUUUCGAGCUCUGAUGAGGGCAAACGCUCGAAACGUCUGCUUUGAAGCUCUUCACGGUGGCCAAUGUACGUUUUCAAAUCAGUUGAUAAUAUCAAAUUAGCCAAGAAUAAUCAAUUUUUACAUUAUUUUCAAAGCUUCGUUCUGAUUAAUCGCUGGGAUAACUUGCGGGUUUUGUUUUCCGGCGCUCGGUUGAAAACUGCACUUUCUAUCAGCCCAGAAACUAAACUUAGCUUGUUCAGUCAAGAUGAGUUGAUAUUCAGUAAAGUUUUACAAAAAGAUGUAUUCCGUCUUGUGUGUUCCAAUUCAUGCAGCGAGAUCACGCAGAACUAAAGAAUACAAAAUGCGCGUACAUCCAGCUUUAGUUGUUUGUGCUAAAAACGAAACAUGAAAUCUAAGUGCAAGUCUAUUAGCCAAUUUAACAGUAGCUUUUCGCCAUACCUAAACAUUCAUAAUGUACCUUUGGCUUCAUAAUGGCCAAGAACUGUAAAAUGCAUUCCUGCAGAUAUUGAUGAAUGUGCCACGGCAACCCACAACUGCAAUGGUGUAGCUCACUGUUACAACAAUAAUGGCUCCUUCACCUGCAAGUGUAGGACAGGUUAUCCUGGUGACGGGCUCUCUUGUAAACCCUCAGGUAAGUGGACAUUUAUACCAAUUUAUAUCAAAAGGAUGAGACACACCAUCAUUUAUGCUUAAGGAUGUAUCUUCGAGACAGAAAAUCUUCUCCUCUUAGACUCAACAGAUCAAGAUCCAGGCUAGGUAGUCUCGUACCCAGACUUUCCGGCGACUGCGCGUCAUUUCAGGUAAACAGUAAAAAUCUGGGUUCCAAAUUAGGGCUAAAGUAAAGUACUCACGAAAAGCAAACAUUUGCUGCGCUCUUCAAUAAUAUGCGAACUAAGGAGUUGAAAAUACAUCAUUGAAAUUGUUUUUCUUGUUGCCGUCGAUUAUGUUAAGGGCCUCUCGAAAAACAUGCACUCUGUAUCAAAAUUCGUUUUCCUGGGUUGUGAUAGAUAGAUGUCCUUAUCCUGAUUUACCAUAUGUAACUUAAUUAUUGGUCUUCUAAAUUAUCUUGAAUCUGUCGCAGAUUCAGUUCCUAUAUACGCCUGAACUUGAUGAUCUUUUGCACAUAGGAGACUUCUCUGUAGCGAUAAGAAACAUCUCCAAGGACAAAUACAAGGCAACUGUUAUCAAGCGUUCUGAGAAAAGUGUCUAUCAGGCUAAUAUUGCAGGACUACGAGAUGAUGUAUCUAUACUGGAAAGCAUCAUGGAAUGGCGCUUAAUUGGCGAACGGGAGCUGGAACUUUUUGAUUCACCAAAUGGAACAUUAGUCAGUCAAGGAACAACACAAUGGACCAUAAAAAGGCGAUCCAUUCUGGCUGGCAUCUAUCAAGUCAAAUUCACUGCUUCUAUCACAAUUGGGGAUCUAGAUGCCUCACAAAUUCUCACUGCUUUUGACUAUGGUUUUCUAGAAGUUGUCAAAGGUCCUGUACGAGCUAUAAUCGACGGAGGAAGCAAAGUUCGCUGGUCGUCGAGCAAAGCUGUUACAGUGGACGGUUCACUUAGUUACGACGCGGAUAUUGGACCCGGAAACCACACUGGAGUUAACUUCACCUGGUCUUGUUAUGACCCUGUAAAAAACUUUUCCUUCAGCAAUGAUUGUUCCGGGUCUUUUGUCGGAGAAAGUUACUUAACAGCAGUAAGAAUUGAUCCUAAAAGACUUACAUUUGGUAAUAAAACCUACGUUCUCAGGCUGACUGUGCCUAAGGAUGAUAGAAGUGACUUUGCGGAAAUGUCCUUUGAGAUAGCCGCUAACGAAAUACCUCAAAUCAGUCUAAGGUACGUACCAAGAUUUGAACAUUGAAACCUGUACUAAGCGGCAUAAUCCAAAGUCGAGAUUUGUCUUCUAUUAUAUCAAAACGAAAGUUAUAAAAAUACGGGAAGCUGAACUCAGCUGACACUCCUUUAGUCAGAUCUGGAGACCAAGAUUGAGUGCUUUUUUUAGACCCAACACCUAUAUUAAGCGUAUUAAAGAUCGUAUUUAGUUUACGGUGUUAGGUGAUGCGCAAUGCACCAAAACCAGAUGUAGCAGAUGUUACUUCCCCCCUCCCCACAAUAGGGCUCCGUAGUUAUGUUCAUGUCAUUCCUCCUCAUUGGCUGUUAACUGGCAGUCAAUUUCCUAUAGUCCCUCUGUAAACUCUGUUGGCGACGACUGAUCCCCUUCCGUUUCCUCUACCCCUCCCCCUCCCCUCCCCCACGCGACAAAUAUCGACCGGUACCUCAUGCCUCUUUUUUGUUUAAGGUGUUUUGUCGACUGUGGCGCAAUUGUGUCGGCUUCUAACAAGCUUCGAGUAACGUCAGAAUGUCUCAAUUCGCCUUGCAAUGGUUCAGAGUACAGGUGGCUUUUAAAUAGAAUGGAUUUGUAUUCCAAUCGGUGGGAACCAGUAACUAAUUUAUCCAACAUGACAUCAACUGCAAUAAAUGCUACCAACAUGAUCAUUAGAAAGAAUUCUUUGAAGUCAAAUUCCAAAUAUAGCUUGGCUUUAUUUGCAACAUCGCCAGGAGGAACAGAGGGGUUUGCAGUGCUCGAGUUUGAGACCGCUGGACAGCCGCACAGUGGGUACUGCAGGCCAUCAGCCGCAGAGGGUGUGUCUAUGGAGACGGAGUUCUUAUUUGAAUGUUACGGUUGGCAAGAUAAAAGUACACCGCUGACCUAUGAAUUUCGCGCUGAAGAAGAUCCAAUUUCUUACGGCAUUUCUUCAAAGUCAGUGACGACAGUUUUACCUUCUGGCUCACCUGAAAACGAUUACAAAUUAACAGUCAAUGUCAUCAUCAAGAAUGCUGUUGGGGUGGCUGUUGUUGAGAAAUUUGCCGUAAAGGUAACGAUACAAAUUUAUGGCCCUCUUUGACUCUUUUAAGAUAAGUUAGUUAAUAUUUGCCUUUAUAAAAUAAUUCAAAUAGUACGCGCGCUCUGAUUGGCCAUAAAACCAUUUUACAUGAGCGUAUGUAAACACGGUUUUCAUACUGAAUCUUCUCGCGGAGUUCUCCCUGCUAUUUAUUUAGCAGUAACUCAGUUUCUUUAAGUUUGUUUUGAGUACAGUAAUGGAAGAAGAAGAUUUUCCUAUUUUUUCUUUGGAGUGUAAUUUUCCCAGUACUCAAGAAACGGCCGAAAAGUCAACUGAACAACAACAACAAGCACGUCGCUUUCCUUCGUUGCAAGAAAAGACUCUUUCAUUAGUUAUUUUAUAAAAGAAAUGUAAAAUGGUUUCCAUGUUUACAUAGCCUGAUGUAAACACUUGGGAGGUUGGGAGAUCUUAUCUUAUUAUCUCGCACUUUAUGGCUUCUGUUGCUGAGUGGCGGAGCGUCAAACAGCGGAAUUCGAAAGUCUAUGGUUCGACUCCUCCAGUGGACUCAGAAUUUUUUCUUUGUCCCACGCUCGGGACAAGACCAAACACCAUCAUUCUUAAUGAGUUCCUUCUCUUCCUUUUCAUCAGGUGAUGCCUUCUUCGGGGCUUCAUACUUGCCCCCCAACGGUGGAAGAGCGGGCUGCCAAAGAGUUGAAAAGUUUAAUAAUUGGAAAAAACAAUAACUUGGAUGGAUUUCUAAAAAUAGGUGAAAUCAGCAAGGCUUCCCAGCUCGCUAUAAGUGUCCUCAAGUCAGCCAACGAGAAAACAGAGUGCGGAAAACCACUAAGCCAAGAUACGAAAGCACUAGUAGGUGUAUUGAAAAAAAUGCAAAGUCAAAUUUUUACAUUUAAGACGACCCCUCGCCCGCUGAAACAUCUUUAGAAAGCCACAAAGAAUAAAAAGAAUGUUUCCUGUCAGACGUUUGGCUUUUUUAUCCACCCUCUCUUCGCAGCAGUGUUGUUAACGUUGAUCUGGACAAACAACUUAGGAAUCAAUGUCAGUAUCUUAGCCAUUGCCCCCCUACCCCUCCCUUAACUAACCAACAGGCAACUGAUAGCAAAGUAAGGUUAAUAUCGGGUUAGGGGAGGGGUGGGUGGGCAGGACUUAGAUACUGACAUUGGUUCCGAUUGCGGUUUCCUUGUACAAAACCACACGUUUUCGGUUCUGACAUUCUCUUGCGUUUUCACUUCAAUCUUUCUUUUUUUCUUUUGGAGUAGAUUUCCAGCACUUUAGUGGAAAAAUUUACUUCCAUUACGCCGGAGGACCUUCAGAUGUCUCGAAUGAUUAUGAGUGUGGUCAGAAUGGCAGGGGGAGACCAAGAAACCAAGGACUGUGAUAGCUGUGGAAAAACUGCGGUAAAAUACAUAACUAUUAUGUUUUUUAGAUUUGAUCUCUUAACGCAAAGAGUCAACAGCUUCAUCACGUCAAGACUCUUCUCAGGGUAACACUAGAAUUGUAAGAUGUUGUAUUAGGUAUUGAGAUAAAGUGUCUAUCUUUAGGAUGAACGCGGGAGACGCGGUGACGUAACGGAGUCUAGGUCGAGAAGUCCAGAUGGAGAAGUCUUGGUUUCGAGACCUGAAGGCCAUUUCUGGAAAGCUCUGGUGACUUCACGGGUCCGUAAAGCCGUUCUGUUUUCAUUCAAAGUGGGGGGUUUCACAAGUUUUGAGAACUAUACAAUAAAACUUUCAUCUAAAGAAACAAAAUGGAGUGAUUAGAGUGCCACAACUUGCAUCUCCAAUCUUUAAAUUUUAUUUCAAAACAUGGCUUUAGGCCCGUUAAGUUACCGUGACUUUCGAGAAACGGGCUUCUGGCCGAGUCAAUGCGUUGCGUUCUUGAGAGAACACUGAACUCUUAGGGUGACGCUAAUGAGUAAAAGGAGCAACGGCAAAUUGUCAGGGAAGCCUGAUCAAAUGCUAAAGGGUAACCUUGCAAUGGACCAGCAUCCCAUUCAGGGGGGAGUAGUGUACUGUUCGUCGCUUCAUGUCGAGGAAACCGGGAAAAGCUCCGGCUGGGUGGGCCACUCGACUCGACUAUAGACUUUACCUUACUUUUUUUAAGAACGAAACGAUGAAAUUGACUGAUACUACAACAGAAUUGCUGAGAUAUGCCCUUGGUGACAUUGAGGAGCCUUUUUCUGCGGAGUUAGAGGAAUCGGCGAAGAGUAUGACGGCAUGUCUCAAGAAUGUUCUUCAAUCGACUUCGAGAUCGAAUAAUGCAAGCGGAUAUUCCACGGAAAACACCAUUACUCUCACUGAAAAGGUAUGGUAAGUAGCUCAAGAUUGCAGUCAUUUUGCGUGGCCAAGCUUUGAGAUUGCUCUAGAAAACUCCCAUCAUCUUUUUGACUGAUUAGUCGCAGUUAUUUUCCCACGCUUUCGGACGCUUUGCUCGAUUUUGAUUGAUCUGGAAACCUGGCGCCAUACUUUUAACCAAUCAGUCUCCAAGUGACUCAUACUUUCCUGCACUUAAGGCACAUCGCUCGCUUUUGCUUAAGCUGAGACAAACGCAAAGUACACCAUGGUUGCAAUGGAAAAAGGAGUGAAAAAUCACGGUCGCAAAGUAUCUCUGUCAAGCGCGACUUGUGUGAUGGGGUAAUCAUUUUCGAGAAAUGAUCUUUAGUGCGCAACAACAUUAGCUUUCAUCAAUUUACUAUUACAGGAUAGUGUGAAAAAGGCUGUUCAAAAGUUGGACGCUAUGAACGAUGCAUUCUUUGCUCGCCUGGUUCCCUCAGAAAAUCUUGUACUUGAAUCGCCCGGCUUGACAACUUCCCUAAAGAAGGUGUCCGCUAAUGACGUUAAGGGUCUAGGUAUGGAAUACGGGCCUACAAAAUUUAAAUUACCAGGAGACCUAGGAAAUGUGGGCGAUGGAAAUAUCAAUGCAAAGGUAUAGUGCUUUAGAACUUUACGACAAAAUGUUCUAUAAUGAGCUGAAGAAUGCAGGUAUUUGGUUGUUUCUUACAUAUGAUCUAUAGGAGGACGACCCCCUCGUGGGUCUGUUCAGCAAUAGAUCAGAGAAGACGUCAAAAUAUGAUGAGAACAUCAGUCACACACUCUGCUGCGCCUUGUGUGCCACACUUUUUUUGAUACCACAUUUUGAAGUCAUAUGUGGUCAUUGAACAGACCCACGGCAACAUGGAAUCUAUUUAUUUGAAUAGGCGAAAAGUUGUGCAAUUCAAGCCCAGCGACUUCCCAUAGACGAAUAAACCUCUUUUCGUCUUAGUUAUGAAAAUUUCAAAUACAUAUUUUGAUAUAAACAUCUCGUUAUUAUGAAUUUUCACUCAGUAUAGCUCGUCCAAAAGUCAAGGAAACCAAAGUCGGAGGUUUUCUAAGUUUGUUUCGUUCAAUGAGGAAGAGCUUUGAACGAAAAUGCGACACAAUUUCAUUGCAACGAGCGACAUGUUAACUUAAGAUAGGAAAAAGAAAACAUUGGUACGUUAGAAAACAGCAUUAAACAAGUCCACCGACUCUUCUCUCCAUAUUUCAUUUGGCAGAUGAAAGCUGUUGAUUUUAAUCCAUUCAGCUGGGAUAACAGCAGCACGAAAGUCCAAUCCAGUGUUAUAAGUCUUGAACUUCAAUCGGAAAAUGGAGCAAAACUGAAUGUUACAAACCUGGAUAACUACAUCGAAAUCGUCAUCCCACUUUCCAGCCCACCCUCAAAGACCAACAACAAAACAGUGAUCGAACAUCAUUUCCUGAAGCCCCACCAAUUGACUGUCCGAAGCUACUACGCAGAGCUAGCAGAUGUACCUGUUUUCAUCACGUUAGGCGUACUAGGAACAAACACAUCUAUUAAAUUGCUUGUGAAAUUUGGAUCGAGGCCUUCAACGGAGAGCUCUGAUCUUAACGUCACUGUUAGGUUCACUUCGAUAUGCGGGAACACGACUAAGGUCGUACCGAACGAAUCUUCUUGCCAUCUCGACGAGAAAACCAUCACAGUUCUUCCGACGAAACCAACUCUCAUAUAUAUUGGUUUAUUGUUGGAGUUAUCAAAAACUGAAAGCAAACAUGCAAGAGAGAAGAGGUCCUGCUUUGGCCAAGGGCGUCAGAGAAGAUCCUGUGUUGGUGUCAAAGAUCCUCCCCCUAAAGGUGUCCAUCAGACGGUCGUACCUCAAUAUGACCCACGCUCUGAUGUCAACUACACUUUCACUGUAACUCAGUCGAGUUGUUUGUAUUGGUCUGAAGAUGAGGAAAAGUGGACUUCUGAUGGUUGCAAGGUACAUUGAUAAGGAUUCAAUUUCAAUCCAGCGGUAAUCUGUGGAGUAUUUCAAAUCGACAUUGAUGUCGCAGAGUAGUUGGGCUAUCCAGAGUAGCAAGAUUGUGCAAUUCAUUUUUUCAAUACCUUGGCUGUCCAAAGUUAUUCGCGAUUGCAAUGGUUUUCCUUCACUUUGUACCGUAAUUGUUCUGAAAAAACUAGACUAAAACCACACGUGACUUGUUCACUUGGGUUUUCCCGCGCCUCAAACAGUGUUCUUGCUUUACCUCGAGUUCUAGUUGGCUUGCUGAAAUUUCUUUUAUCUGACUGGACGUUACAGUUACCAAGGUGUUUGUUUGACGACAUUCAAUAGAAAGAUGCUUGUUUUUUUUGGCUUGAGUUUUUUCGUUUUUGCAUUAGGCUCGUGAACCCUGCUUUGCAUCUUUCUUCAAUUUGCGACAUCUUCAUAAUAAUCUUUAAAAAUUUUAAAUAAGAUUACCUGGCAAAAGCUUAAACAUGAACUCCACGAAUUUAUUUCUCAUACAAGAUCUUUCUAUGGCAGGUCGAUUCAGGUUCCAACACAACGCAUCUCAAAUGCCUCUGCAAUCAUUUGACGUCUUUUGGUGGAAACUUCAUUCAAAAACCCAAUCCUAUUGAUUUUGACAAAGUUUUCACAGAGUUCUCGCGUCUUAGUGAGUCUGGCAACAUAUCGGUGCUUGUGACAAUUGCAUGUGUGUUCCUCACCUAUUUCAUCGUGUUGGUGUUUGCGAGGAGAGCUGACAGAAAAGAUGAGAGCAACGUAAGUAUUAUUUGAAUGAAAGUGAUCCUCGCAGUGAUGUGCACUACUUAGGCAGUAGUGAAAAUAAGGCCUGAAAAAAAUUUCAGGCCUGAUUUCGAUCGUGUUGGUGUUUGGGAGCUGGUCUGAUAGUGGUUCUAAAUAAGAUGAGAGCAACGUAAGUAUUAUUCUUGAAUAUGAAAGCGAUCCUCGGAAUAAUGGACAUAUAUUAACCGUAAGUAUUAUUCUUGAAUAUGAAAGCGAUCCUCGGAAUAAUGGACACUUCAUAAGCGGUAGUGAAAAUAAGGCCUGACAAAAAUUUAGGCCUGUACUGGAUUUGAACCCAUGACCGUAUUACCCAUUACAGUGGGGACCUUAAGCAAAUCACGACGGCGACGGCAACGAGGACACGAAAAACAAAAAUUAUUUGGCAGAAAAUUUCGUUCAUUGAAAUCACCACAACUUGCGUCGUCCGCGAACCGAAACCGCGACGGCAAAUUAUUUAAAUUUCCAUUUGGAACUCAACGCUUCUUUUAUACGUUGUGCUGAAGUUGAGGUGUGGCGCCAUAUGAGACGGUAAACACAUGCAGCCAUUUUUGAAAUUCUAAUUAAAGGCAGAAAUUCAUCUCUUAAUCGAAGUCUUCCUCGGCGUUGCCGUCCUGACUGCUUAAGGUCCCUAUUAUUAAUUUUGCUAACGUAGUAUAGUAUGUACAGAGUUUUCCAUGUGUACUUACCAGACUUUCAAUACAGCAUUAGAGAUAAAGUUUAGAUACCCAGUCUCCUGUAUAACCUCAUUCCAAAGGGAAUCCUCCUAACUCUUGUUUUAUUUUAAAACUCAUGAUAUCUGCUUUUCUAGAAUAAGCUUACACGUAUCUCGCAAGUUCCUUAAUGGUAAUUUCAUUUUGAGGAGAAUAAGCGGAGGUUCUUAGGGAUGUCCUUACGCAGUUCAGUUAAGAACGUACCCGUUCUUCAUUCUUCAUCAAAAAAUAACUUAAGGGAAAUCAUUAAGGUUUGGAAAAAACCGCCCCUCAGGCAGAUUCACUCCAAAGGCUUAAGCCUUUGAAUCUCAGCUACGAACAUAAUUUCUAAGAAAUCAGUGACCGAGGGUUAAAGAUCGCGCCAGAAUACGCAAAAGUGUCAUUAAUUGGAACAAGAAAGGUGGUGAAUUUUGUGCUGAGCAGAGGAACAAAGGAAAAUGUUGAUACUCGCAUGACGCUUCCGAUACUAUCGAUCUUAGCAGUAUAUGCCGGACGUGAGUCACAUAAAAACUUAACUAUGGCAUAACUCACCAUAGAGUCUCAAUGACUCCGUAGUAGACCAUAAGAGCGCGGAAUUUAAAGGUCUUGGGUUCCAUUCCUCAUGGGAAAUGGGCAUUUUGGGGUAUUUUGGCGUACUUCUUUCUCCUUCCACGUUCGUGAUUAGACGAAUGACAAUCAUUUAUUUCUCUACCGAGCUCAAGUUCUAAAAUCUCUCCAUUUCUAAUGAAUCAUAUUUCUGUCAUCAUUUGAGUAUAUACUUGCAGAUUUGCUCACCACAACGUGUAAAUAUUGCUGAUGAAGGAACUUACUAUUACGACAUGGUUAUUAGUACUGGCGUCUGGAGGGAUUCAGCAACAACUGCAAACGUAACAAUUAGCAUAAAAGGGGAAAAUGAAGAUCACGAUCAAAUUCCCCUGCGACGAAAUGGAGGUUUGAACCUUGUGUUCGGUCGAGGAAGUGUAAAUGGUUUUGUCCUAGUUACCAAUGAAUCGUUAGGAAAUUUAAAUGAAAUAACUUUGGAACACGAUAAUUCGGGAGAGAGUCCAUCUUGGUUUGUAGAGGCAGUGGUAAUAAGAGACAGACAAACGAAGGAUCAGUGGGUGUUCCCCGUAAAUAGAUGGCUUGCUCUAGAAAAAGACGAUGGGCAAAUAGAGGUUAGCGUAGAAAGCAAAGGUGUCACUUCCUUCUCGGCAGAGGUGAGAUCACGCUUCGGAAGGAAACUAGCCGACAGUCAUUUGUGGAUGUCAGUGUUUGGAAAAGCGUGCAAUAGUACUUUCACGCGCGUGCAAAGAGCGUCGUGUUGUCUUUCAGUUCUCUUCAGUGCCAUGAUUGCUAAUGCCAUGUUUUACAACAUUGGUGGAGAGUCGGUAGGAGCAAUACAGAUCGGACCAUUCAAAUUUUCCACGAGACAGAUAGUCAUUGGAGUACAAAGUAGCAUCAUAGUCGCACCAGUGAACGUCCUCAUCGUGUUUCUUUUUAAGUCUAGCAGAACCAAAGAGAAAAAAGCAGACAAAUAUGAAGAAUCCUACCAAGUACAACAACUCAUCGAUGAAGUAAACGGUAAAGGCUGUAUGCUGCCUCAUUUCUGUAUAUGCAUGGCUUGGUUUCUCUGCUUUAUGACCACCGUGACUGCUGCAGCGUUCACGCUAUUUUACAGUUUAAUGUGGGGAAAAGAGGUUGCUGAGCAAUGGCUCGCAUCCAUUCUUAUCUCAAAUGGACAAGAUGUUUUUGUUACCCAACCGACAAAGGUCAUGUUAGCAGUUCUCGGCGUUUCCUUCCUUUUGAGUAGAAAUAAAAAAGAAGACCAGCAAGAGAACAAAGUAGAAGAGGGGGACCCACCAGAUGAUGACAUAGAUUUCCUAAGUGAAAACCCUAAGCAACGCUUUAAAAAGAAUCUCAUGGAAAAAAUGCGUGUACGAAGCAGAAAAGAGGCUCAACUGACAAGUAUGGCGAGACAAAUCGUCCUCCAUUUAAUAUUUAUGUUUCUCCUGUCUAUCGUCUCUUACGGAAACAAGAAUGGAAAUCGUUUCUUAAUGACAAUCGCAACGAGGAAUUCUUUCACAACGUUCGACCGGGUAAGAUCUACUUCUUUUAAGUAAUUCAAAGAAGAAAUCAUUUCAAAUUUCUUUUAUACUUAUUUUGAAGGAAAUGCAUUUCUGUAUAUGCCACUGAAUGAGCCAUGUUAUAGACUAACAGAAUAUCUGUAAUGAAUCAUUUGAGUCGAGAAGUUAAACCUGUCACCGAAAGGAGAGUUGCAAGUUUGAUAUUCUAACUGCAAAGCAGGGAUACGCUCUGACGACGGGCUAACGCUCGAAACGUCAGCUUUGAAACCCUCUACUGCGGCCAAUUUACGUUAUCAACUCAGUUGAUAAUAUCGAAUUACCUUGUCACAAGAAAAAAAAAGGUACAGAUCAUUAUUUAUUGCCUGGGGUGGGGGUUUGGAGGAUUUUGGUUGUCUCACAAUAAAAUUAACCAGAUUUCCCACUAAGGCCCCGUAACAUUCCUAGAAUCCCCGUCUUAUUGACAAUUAAUCAGUAGUCCACUUCCUAUAGUGCUCCCUUUCUACUCUGUUUGUAACAAAUGAUCCUCUCCCAGCCUCCCCCCCAUCCGUUACCCCUGAAAGCCAUGUGAUCCCCCCAAAAAUCCCACCCAACCCCCCCCCCUCAUCUCACCCGGCGGUGAAAAGUAACUGGUCUGUAGUUCCCUAGGUGUCCAUGACUGAAUUGGUUGAAAUCCGAUAAGAAUUGCAGUAACAGGUGUUUUUCCAAUUAACAUACACUAUCUUGUAUGUUAAGUUCUCUUUAAGCAACUUUUCAGUUCACAUUAAUCCUGUGAUCUGUGAUUUAGGUCACUGACUCAAAGAAACUGUGGGUAUGGAUGAGACAGGAGUUUCUGCCAAACAUUUAUGACCAAUCCUGGUACAAUGGCCUUGAAGAGAAAAAGGAUGUGUACAUCACCAAUAAGAUGUCUAUUUUGAUUGGCAUGCCUCGGAUGCGACAAUUGAGAAUUCAUCAAAGUAGGUUAUAAAUUUAUUUCGGUUGUUGUCGUUUUUUCUUUAAUCAAAACCGUGAUUGGUUGAAAGUCGUUUAGAGGAGCUCGAAGAGAUAACGUGGAAACUGAGAUCUGCACUUUUUUUCACGGUCGGGGAGGUGGAAUCUGAGUCACUGGAAAUAUGAAUCACAAGCUAAAAACAAGAAUGGAAAUGGAAUUCAGACCAGAAAGAGCUCUGACAAAUAAAAUUCCCCCUCCCUCCUCCUCUCCAUUUCAGACUUCAGAACCCCCUCUCAUUUGCGGUACUCUGUUUUCUUUUUCCUUUCAAGGUCCCUGUGAAUCAAUUCCUAAAAUUAUACCAAACUGCUACUACGAUUACUCUCCAGAGAUGGAGGAUACAACAGAGUUAAGCCUUCCCGGAUGGAGGCCACUUCCAGACAAUACAUCAUGGCCAGAGGCUCUUCGAAUCUGCCCAAAACCAUGGCGCUACCAGAAAGCUGAAAAGCUCGGCAUCGAUCCUGUCAAAGCCGUAUACAACACUUAUGGAGGAGGCGGUUACGUAGCCGUCUUGGGGUACGAUGCACAAACAGCGCAUAGCGUCUUGGGUGAGACUAUGGGCCUUGGGUGGCUUGAUCGUCAUACCCGUGCUGUAGUUCUAGAAUUUGCAGCGUUUAAUAUCAAUACGAACCUGAUUAGCAUUGCUACAUUCAUCUACGAAAUGAUUGCGUCUGGUGCAGCCUACACUACAAUGAGGGUGGAUACACUUGAGCUAUAUACUACAGAGUCGGGGGCUGGUAUGUUCUAUCUCAUUUGUCAGUUUUUGUUCUUGGCAAUGGUGUUGUUCCUCUUCAUUAUGAUGCUGUAUCACCUCUACCGACAGAGGUUUGCAUUUUUCAAAUCCGUCUGGAAUAUGGUGGAGUUCUUAAUGAUCAUUUCUUCUAUAACGUCCGUCAUGAGCUAUAUGAUAAGAUCCAAGAAAAUCUUGAACAGCAUUAAAGCUAUUCAGAAUAAUCCCUUCGAAAUAAUUCAUUUUCACUCUGCUUUAAACUGGGCAAACUGGGAGAACGCUUCCAUUGCCCUCGCCAUUUUCAUGGUAACAGUGAAGCUUUUGAAUUUGAUUCGUUUCAAUCCUUACGUGAUUUAUUUAUUUUCAUCGUUCCGUCAGUCUGUUGGGUACCAACUGUCCUACGUGGUUUUCUUCUUCAUAGUCUUCAACGCCUUUGUCGUAACGGGAAUGCAGCUUUUUGGUGGCGUGGUUCCCCAUUACUCCAGUUAUUUAUUCGCAGUUCUUUCACAAUUACAAUUUCUGUUAGGAAAAGCAGUCCCAAUUGCUCAACUUCGCGAAGAUAAACCCUUCAUCGGCCCAACCUUUGUUCUGUCAUUCAUGAUAAUGAUGACGAUAGUUCUUAUGAAUAUGCUGGUUUCUGUUCUAAACGAAUCAUACACUGAUGCCCGGGAAAAUGCAGAAAGUGCAGAAGAGCUUGAAAUGGCGCACUUCAUUGGGGAGCGCUUCAUGGAGUUGUUUCAUGAAGAAAAAAGGCGACCUGAGUUAAGAUUAUUUUGUGAUGAUGCAACUUUUGUUAACAUGUGUCGCUCUGAUGCAGAACCAUUUUGCUUAAAUUUUAAAAGUCUCCUUAGGUGCACAGAGGAACGAUUACAAAAAAUAGAUAGAAGACUUAACGUCCUUACCAGACGCUCAGAGGGCAUUGAUCUCGACUACCUGCGAGAGGAAAGAGUUUAUUUCUCUUGUUACCUCAAUCAUUAUUUCGCAUUAAGAUCAAGAUGA